Messenger RNA from Rhizophagus irregularis DAOM 181602=DAOM 197198, 2019 nucleotides. The record is from RefSeq and is a predicted model, not a curated record. NCBI's taxonomy places the organism in Eukaryota, Fungi, Glomeromycota, Glomeromycetes, Glomerales, Glomeraceae.
AAAAUCGUUCAGGGGGUGAUUUGAUGAUCUAUACAUUAUAUAAAAAUACCUAACCCACAUUAAUUUAAUUUGUUCAAAAAUGUCGACAAGCUCAAUAAUUUCUCCACGAAAAUUAAUCGAGUUUACAUUCAUAUUGUUAAAUUCUCCUAAAUUAAUUCAUUUGAAAAACUUUAUAUUUAUUAUAGUAUUAUAUCGCUAUGGUUCUAUUAUAUUAAAUAAAAUUGCCGUUCAAGGACUACGUCGCACCUGUAUAGAUUUUUAUCUUGUUAUUGGUGGUGCAGUCUUUAAGUUAAUAAUAAGUACACCUGGGGCAAAAGGCAAAAUUCAAGCUGAACUUGAUAAAACAAUAAAAGAGUUAGAAGAAAAAAUUGCCCCAAAAGAACCGGGUGUACCAAGAUAUCUUUCAUUACCUGAUGUUGGUUUUAGUGAUACUCGAAUAAGAGAAGAAAUGAAAAGAUAUCAGGAUAUGAAUAGUAAUGUAAAAUGGGAGGAUGGUCGGGUAUCUGGUGCGGUAUAUCAUGGAGGCAAAGAUCAUUCAAAAAUACUUAAUGAAGCAUAUUCAGCAUUCUCUGUAAGUAAUCCUUUGCAUCCUGACGUAUUUCCUGGUAUAAGAAAAAUGGAUGCUGAAAUUGUCGCGAUGGUACUUGACAUGUAUCACGCACCAAAUAGUGCAGGAGGAACUACAACUUCAGGAGGUACUGAAAGUAUCUUGAUGGCAUGUAAAGCAUAUCGCGACUGGGCAAGAAAUGAGAAAGGAAUUACUGAACCUGAAAUGGUUGUACCGGAAACUAUACACGCAGCAUUCGAUAAGGCAGCUGGUUAUUUUGGAAUUAAAAUUAUAAAAAUUCCAAUUGAUCCUAGCGAUUAUCGUGUCGAUACCAAAGCUGUUAACAGAGCAAUUAAUAAAAAUACGGUUAUGAUUGCAGGCUCAGCACCUAAUUUCCCACAUGGAAUAAUUGACGACAUCCCUACAUUAGCAGCAAUUGCCAAAAAACAUAACAUAGGUAUGCAUGUUGAUUGUUGCUUGGGUAGUUUUUUGGUGCCAUUUUUGGAAGAAGCGGGAUUUCCUGCUCAACCUUUUGAUUUCAGAAUCGAUGGAGUAACUUCAAUAUCGUGUGACACGCACAAGUAUGGAUUUGCGCCAAAAGGUUCUUCAGUGAUCAUGUAUCGUACAAAAAGCCUUCGCAAAUAUCAAUAUUUUUUUUGUCCAGAUUGGACGGGAGGAAUUUAUGCAUCACCUACAAUUGCCGGAUCACGCCCUGGUGCGUUAAUUGCCGGAUGUUGGGCAUCUUUAAUGAGAAUGGGAAGAAAUGGUUAUAUUGAUGCCACAAAAAAGAUUGUAGGAUGUGCGAAGACAAUUGAAGCUGGAAUCAGUCAAAUGGAUGAUCUAUUUGUAUAUGGAAAACCACUCGUAUCGGUAGUGGCUUUCGGUUCAAAGACACCUAAGACACUAAAUGUUUAUGACAUUAGUGAUAAAAUGUCCGCCAAAGGAUGGAAUUUAAAUUCAUUGCAAAAUCCACCAGCGGUUCACAUUGCAUGUACUUUGCUUACAGUAGAUCAUGCCGACCAAUUUUUGCAGGACCUUAGAGAUUCUAUUAAUGAGGUCAAGUCUGAUCCGAACAGAAAAUCAUCUGAAACUGCUGCUAUUUAUGGAUUGGCGGCUAGUAUACCGGACAAGUCGAUCGUAAAUGAGGUUGCUUGUGGAUUUUUAGAUGCAUUAUAUUCCGCAUGAUUUCGAUUAGCUCGAAAGCACUUCCGAUUGAGUUCAUUAUUAUCAAUUUACUUUGUUCAAUUCUUUUCGUAAAAAAAAAAAAUUUUACAUGUGAUUUUACGUUUAAUAUAUAAACAAAAUAAAAUAGUACCACUUUUAAGCAAAUGUUGAUCAUACUUUAAUCGCAUAAUAACCGGGAAAUAUUAAACUAAAUUAAGUUACAUUCACAUUUUGGUGAAUCAUUUAAUAAUAAUCUGUUUGAUCCUUAUCAAAAAGUAUGAUUGUUUAUCUUAGCAAUCUUUUUUAAA